This is a messenger RNA of Astyanax mexicanus (Mexican tetra), 2522 nucleotides long. RefSeq lists its product as uncharacterized. The transcript has 3 exons. Bases 929 to 1339 code for a protein of 136 amino acids. The record is from RefSeq and is a predicted model, not a curated record. NCBI's taxonomy places the organism in Eukaryota, Metazoa, Chordata, Actinopteri, Characiformes, Acestrorhamphidae.
ACUCUCGAAGGUUUUUUUUUAUUUCAGUCUUUCCCUUGCUCUCUUUCGCAGAUUCUCUCCCUCACUUUUUUUGCUUUCUUUGUCCCUUUUCCUCCCUUGUUUUUUUUCCUUUCCUUCUCCCUCUCUUUGUCUCUCACUCUCCUUUGCUCUCUUUAAGUCUCGCUCUUUUACACUCUGACUCUUUAGCAUUCACUCUCUUGUUCUUUUAUGCCCUCUCUCGCUCUCUCUAGCAUACUCUCUCUUGUCUUGGUCUCACAUUCUCUUUCCCUCUAUUUUUCUCUUUCAUUCACUCUUUCUUGCCCUCCCUUGUUUUUUUGUGUUCAUUGCCCUUUCUGUGUUUCUUACUCUUUAUCCUGCUCUCAUCUACGUAAUCUUGCCCCUUUCUCCCUCUGUUUCUCUCUCUCUCCCUCUCUCUCUCACUCUCUGUCUUUCUCUCUUUCAUGCGCUCACACACAUACACAAUCUCUCUCUCUCUUCUUUCUUCACUCUCUCAAAAAGAAAAGAAACAAAGAAUAGCCUACUUUUCAUUUUUCAUUUAUUAGUUUAUUUUUUCUUUUUUUUCAUUUUUAAUCUUUUAUUUUUAGUUAAGCUUAUUAUAAAUUAUGGCCAUCCACGUGGUCAUUUAUUAGUUAUGUAUACCAAUACUUGUUGUAUUUUAUUUUAUGUAAGAUAAAUAACUUUAUUAUACACUUUUUUUGGAUUCAUGAAUUUGGAUUUGUGUUUUUCAUUUUAUGUCUUCCUUUCUUUCCUUUUUAUUUUUUCACCACCCUCUUGAGUGUCACACGUGUGUGUGUGUGUGUGUAUUGUCUAAGAGAAGCAGCCAGCGCUCACACGGGCUGAGUGUGUCUCUCAGCAGGAUUACUCUCACUGGCAGUGUGUGUGAGCGCUCAGUGUGUGUUGAGGUUCUGUGUGUGUUCCAGCUGCACCCAUGUCUCCGUGGUCCCCUCUGCUGCAAGGACUCUCUCUUGGCUGCCUAUUCUCACUGCUGCCUCUCCUAAUCCCACAAGUUGACGGGCUGCAGUGUUAUGCCUGUAACAUCGUCCAGGGUCAGAGGUAUGUGGAUGUAGGCUGCUCCAGCCCUGAGGUCAUCACCUGCUCCCAUUCCCACAAAGGCUUCAAGCAGCGCUUCUGCAUCAGAACAGAGAGCAUUACCCUGGGCAUCGUCCUGACCAGUGGAUGUGCCACAUCCCGCCACUGCCACACUGAGGAGCUCCCAGGAGUCAAAAUACACUGCUGCGACUCAGACCUGUGCAACAGCGCCUCCUCAUGGCACAUAUCUUCAUUACAGGCACUUUGCUCACUGACAGUCACUCUUGCAGUGGUGUGGUUACAUCUAUGAUCACCUCUGAUCUGAACUGAUUUUGCCUGAAGAAAGAGCCGAGCAGAACUGGAGCAAAUCUUCCCAUACCUGUGGAACAUGGCAAUGGAUGGACACUGUCAUGAUAUGUUAUCUUACAGUGCAAGUUUUAUAUUGAAAGUUCAGACAUUCUUAUUUGGAAUGGACAGUCUACAAAAAAAAAAAUGGGAUGAGAAAAUGGGAAUGGAUGCUGUAUGUGAUGCUGAUCAUGUAGCCUAAGUAAUUGCACUAAAAAGGGAACACUGGUCCUUUCUUCUUUUUUUAGAAUACUAUUGGGGGACGUUGGUGUCGAUUGAUAUGGAUCAAAAAGCGAUACUUCAACUACUGAUUAUUAUUAUUAGCAUUAUUCAUAGUCUACUCUAUUUAAUCUGAUCAAUGCUAUCAAUAUUAUUAGCAUUUCUCAAUCAUCAAACAACCCAGCCAGCAUUCUUAUGUAGGGUUCACAUGCGUGGACUAUGGGCUAAGAGGGUUUCAGGUGGACUUGGGUUUGAACCCAAAUGGGUGUCAUAACAGCCCACCCUAAUCUCAGAAUACAUCAGCCAGAUCCUCUUGGGCUUGUGCACUAUAGGUGUAAAAUGUUCCUUAUGUCAUCGGAGUGCAGAUUUAGAGGAGGACCACUGUAUAAAACAGGGGUUCUCAACUGGUUUCAGCCCAGGAUCCACAUUUUCUCAUGUUCAUUAGGUCACAAAACACUUGUAUAGAAUUUUUGAAAACAGCCUUCAAACACACAUUUAAACAUACAUAUUCAUGUAAAGUGAAUAUAAUAGAUUUUUUUAAGAAACUGAGGAGAAACAUGACCACUGUAUAAACAUUACUAAACUAAAAUUAAAUAUCACAAUUUGAUAUUUCACUUUUCUGCAUCUCUCUGCAUUCAGAUUACAUUAAUGAACUCAUAUAAACAAUGAGUAAAAAAUCAGAUGAGCAUUAAUUAUUUAAAAAAAAAAUGUUUUUACAAGCUGUUCAUGACCCACUUUUGGGUCCCAAUCCACCAGUUGAGAAUUUCUGGUCAGUGGAUUUGGUGUAUGAUGGUGUUACAUGACUUUUGUACCAGUUAAGCUCAAUUAUGUAGUCAAUUACAUGCCAAGACCACAUGGCUUGUCAACAAAACCAGAUCACUGUUAAAAGUAUACACCCACAACCAAGCUCAGCAACAUUUCUAUUAAUA